GUGACUCGGUCCCAUUCAGUCAAUCUCACGACACUGGCGAAGCUGUUCGGCAUGAUGGCUUCGGCCAUAGGCAUUACUCCCUGGGCUCGACUAUACUCACGACCACUUCAAUGGGUGCUUCUCUGUUUCCAGAAGGAAAUUGCACUACGUUCCCACCGUUAUGUUCUUCUCUCACAGCAGACUAGACAAUCUCUUCUAUGGUGGAUGGAUCUACACAACCUCACAAAGGGAGUUCCUCUCCAGGAACCUCCACGAUCCGUCAUCAACACCGACGCGAGUCUAUCAGGAUGGGGAGCUCAUUACCAGGGGCAGGAUAUCCAGGGCUGUUGGUCCUUCCAAGAGUCCAGGAAAAGCAUCAACUGGUUGGAGCUCAGGGCGGCACACCUAGCCCUGCGUCACUUUGCGAGCAAGAUCGAUUUACCAGACGUCUUGAUUCGCACGGACAAUACCGCGACUCAGGCUCAUUUGAACAAGCAAGGAGGGAUCCGGUCACGAAGCCUGCAUCUGGAAGCAGUGACAAUGCUAUCGUGGGCGGAACACCAUGUCACGUCAAUCAAGUCAGAAUACAUCCAGGGCCAUCUGAAUGUGACGGCCGAUUGGCUGAGCCGCCAGCAGUUGUUUCCCGGGGAAUGGUCCCUCAACUGAGCAGUCUUUCUCUCUCUUCAAUCCCAGUUCGGCGAAUUCAAAGUAGACCUGUUUGCAUCCGAGUCGAACCACCAGACUCGUCGCUUCUUUUCACGCUACCUCAGCCAUGGGGCAGAGCAACAGGAUGCUCUAGCGGCAACGUGGCCGACCGGGCUACUCUAUGGAUUCCCCCCAACUCUGCUGCUCUCCAGAGUAUUAAAAAAGAUAAGAUCAGAAAGGGCUCAUGUCGUGUUGGUGGCACCGUAUUGGCCAAGACGUCCGUGGUUUUCAGACAUCAUUCAACUGUCUCAGACACCACCCAUUCGACUUUUUUCAUGUCCCGAUCUGCUCCAUCAAGGCCCUCUUCUCCAUCCAGACCCACAAUGGCCUGGGAAUUGAACGCAGCAGAUUGUUAACAUCAGGCAUAUCCCCAGCAGUUGUGUGUACCAUACUGGCAUCUAGGAGGCCUUCCACCAUUCGUAGCUACCAAGGUACCUGGAAGGCAUUCUCAACUUGGUGCUCUAAGUCGAACAUUAAUCCAGAAAGAGCAGAGGUACCCGACGUGCUACGCUUUCUGCAAGACGGGCUUCAAAUGGGCAUACGUCCCAAUACGUUGAAAAGACAAGCAUCAGCCUUAACUUCUGUUUUACAAGUCCAGGGAGCUCCCUCCUUAGCCUCUCACGAACUCGUGAAGAGGUUUCUCCGUGGAGCUACAACUCUUAGUCCACCAGUCAAACAUCAUUUUCCGAUGUGGAACUUGCACACAGUGCUCUCGGCAUUACAAAAACCACCAUUUGAGCCUCUAAGUUCUUCAUCAUUAAGAAUACUUUCAUUCAAAAUAAUUUUUCUAAUUGCUAUAACAACAGCGCGCAAAAUUUCAGAGUUGCAGGCACUCUCUGUCGACAAGCACUUGUGUGUUUUCCAUAAAGAUAGGGUUGUUCUACGUACUAACCCAACCUUUAUACCCAAAGUUAACUCUCCUUUCCAUUCUCAACAGGACAUUAUACUACCUUCUUUCUGUCCUCACCCUACUCAUCCUCGAGAGAGGGCAUGGCACUCCCUUGAUGUCAGAAGGGCACUAAAAAUAUAUAUAAAUAGAACUAGGCCCUUCAGGAGGUCUUUGUUCAUUUCCUUCCAUCCGGCCACAUUGGGACAAAAGGUGUCUGUGGCGACUUUGGCACAAUGGAUUAAGGCUUGUAUAUCCUUGGCCUACGAAACACUUCAUUUGACCUCUCCUUUACACAUCACUGCACAUUCCACCAGAUCGGCGGCUACAUCGGCGGCAUUUUCCACAAAUGCUCCAAUAGCCGAUAUUUGUAGAGAGGCCACCUGGUUCUCUCCUACCACGUUCACAAGGCACUACAAAAUAGACCUAUACGCCUCAGCCGAGGCUUCAUUUGGACGCAGGGUCCUGCAACAGGUCCUGCCUUCGUCUAUCCCACCCUAGGUCUUAAGCUUUGUUACGUCCCACUUGGAGACCUCUGUCAUCCAUGAGAGAAGGAACAGUUUGUUCUUACCGUAAACGGUGUUUCUUCAUGGAUGACAUGAGGUCUCCAAGGCUCCACCCACUCUAUAAUUAAGGGUUGGGACUGCGUCAAGGAGUGCCAUGAGUUCUGUAUCCUUUAGUUUGCACCAGCUAACAUUGUUUGGUUCGUUUAACUAAUUCUGAGCACAUUGCUCACAUUCUGUCUGUUAUACUGUUCAUUUUUAUUUAUUCGCUGAGGCUGAUGUCAAAGCUAGCCAAGAAAAGAAAACUGAGCCUCAGCAACCGGAGAGGAGCAAAAAUUCGCUGAAGCGUUUCCUGUCUCUGGGCUGUAGGAGGAGCUAUAUUACCCACUUGGAGACCUCAUGUCAUCCAUGAAGAAACACCGUUUACGGAAGACACACUGGUGCUAAGACUUACCCUUCCUGCCUGCUGAAAGUCAGCUCUCCAUUUCACAAAUGGUUAGAGAGAGUGCUUCUUUCCUUCUGUCCAAGGCUCUCACACCCCUCUGAUGGCACAAACUGGAUGUUUGUAGGGCUCUUAAAAUUUAAAAUUUACAUCAAUAGGACAGAGCCAGUUAGAAAGCAUUAGUUAUUCGUAUUAUUUUUGUACUGUCAACAUCUUUGAUAUUUGCAGAUGUUCAUGCAUUUUUAAAUUAUAUUCCUGUAGUAUGGGGGUUAACAGCAGGACAAAAACAGUGGAUUUUGUGAGCCAUUAUGUUAGCUAAGGGACUUAUACUUUGAGCCUGGAAGGAUAAAUACCCACCAUCUAUUGCACUGUGGGACUGAGGACCUCACUGCCCUAGCUGCACUGGAACAUAUUUCAAACAGAUGUCAAUUUCGAGUGGAUACCUAUUUGAACAUCUGCAGAGCUUAUAUUUGUUUAUAUACUGAACUGAAGAUGAAUGUACUGAUGGUUAUUAUAUUUUAUUUAUUUAUUAUAUGUGUAAUGUAAACCGAUGGUGAUUUACAGUUAGUAGUAGUAGUAUUCAUAUAUGUUUUUCUUUGUUUUUAAUUUUUGUAUCUUUCAUAUUUUUAUUUUAUUUCAUUCUUUGU
Messenger RNA from Rhineura floridana, 3162 nucleotides. RefSeq lists its product as uncharacterized. Bases 869 to 2071 code for a protein of 400 amino acids. The transcript has 2 exons. The record is from RefSeq and is a predicted model, not a curated record. NCBI's taxonomy places the organism in Eukaryota, Metazoa, Chordata, Lepidosauria, Squamata, Rhineuridae. Gene Ontology annotation, biological process: DNA integration; DNA recombination. Gene Ontology annotation, molecular function: DNA binding.